Molecule: messenger RNA, 1297 nt
Organism: Alosa sapidissima (American shad)
Lineage: Eukaryota; Metazoa; Chordata; Actinopteri; Clupeiformes; Clupeidae
Product: C-X-C motif chemokine 11-6-like
Exons: 5
Coding region: 708-1028 (106 amino acids)
Biological process (GO): inflammatory response; neutrophil chemotaxis; antimicrobial humoral immune response mediated by antimicrobial peptide
Cellular component (GO): extracellular region
Molecular function (GO): CXCR chemokine receptor binding; chemokine activity
Source: RefSeq, a predicted model, not a curated record
GCCUCAGACAUACAUGUUGUAAGUAUAUGUAUUUGCAGAAGUGGAAAUAUAAUUGCAACAUGUCUGCUAUGCUCUCAAUAAGACAGAUCUCAUAAGAACGCUCCUGUUCUCUUGUGCACCUUCGGGUCGACUGAUCAAGACGAAAACAGGUCAGGAUGCAGUAUAGGCUACCCACGGAGCACAUAACUCUGAUGGACAUGUCAAUCUGAACAACAUGGAGUCCGUGGAAAUGAAAACAUCCAUUUAAUGAAUAUGGGAAUGUGAGAACACACAGGAGAUUGAUAGAAUGGUUGCUGAUUCACAUCAAUGAAGAGUGACUUUUACCAGUGAUAUUUUCAUUCUGUAUGCCUCAAAUAAGAUGAAUUGGUCUUUCAAAUUCAUUAAUGUGUUAUGCUUUCUUCUAGUCUCUGGCUUGGCUUCAACUGUGACAAACAUGUCAGAGAAGUCCUGGUGAUGUAGGAGAGAGCAGGUCAAAGAGGAUAGCUUUUCACAGAAACGUCCUUGAUUAGAGAUGUGAAACUGAGAUGCCUCACUCUCGGCCAAAACAAAUACAAUGACGUAGCAGAAGAUGGAAGAAAAAGAAUAAGAAAGCACAGAGUCUGAGGAUAUAAAUAGGGUAGAAUGAUUGUCUUUUGUGUGCAUUCUGAUAGCAUCUCCACCAGGACCAGGACCAGCACCAGAGUUGAAGAGAACAUCUAGUCUGCACCAUGAAGUUCGCAGUGUUUGUUUUUCUUGCAUGUCUGCUCUGUGUAGUCGUGACAGGUCAGCGGGAGUCUAAGGGCCGGUGUCGGUGCCAGGGUAAAGGAGUGAGAUUUGUUCCCCAACAAAAGAUCCAGACGUUGACCAUGUACACACCAGACCAGUCGUGUUCAAACAUAGAGAUCAUUGUCACUCUGAAGGGCAAUGGUGGGAAAAAGUGCAUCGAUCCAGAGUCUGAUAUUGCCAAGAAGUUCAUGGAAAAAGCUCAGGAAAAAAUGAGAGCAAAAAAGGCGGAUCCUACUGUCAUUCCAGAGUUGACUACCAUAUAACAUUACAUCAACGUUUGUCAAUGUUACAUCAAACAACACACUUUUUUAAUCAGAAUAAGAGGACAGCAUUUCAUCUCAUGCAUAUGCUUAAGGUGUAAAUACCAGUAGAAACUAGUCAGUUCAGGACAUGGAUUUUGUUCAGCUGCUAUACAAUUCCUUCUAAUUUAAAUCUUUACCACAAAUCACAUAAUUUGGUACUUGCAAUAGAAAAUGCACAGAGAAUGUCUACCCAAAGGAAUGCACUGUAUCAUACUGUAUUAAAUAUGUUA